AUGUCACCCGCGUACUGCCAGAGCCACCAGUGCGUGCUGUUUCCAGCCUGUUGUAUGGUGUUGAUGGAUCUUGGCAUAGAUGGCUGCUGAUGUAAAUAUGAGGGGGCAUCUUCCCCAUAAAGAUAAUGAAAAAAGAAGAACAUCAAAGGGCAGUCGGAGUCCAAGGAAAGGGAAACCUGCAUCUGGGAACAGCGGCGUCACUGAACAUACACGCCAGCCGCAACUGGAGGAAUCAGAGACGGGCAAGAAGACCUCAGUCUUUCAGGGGAAGGUUAAUGCUCUAAAAGAGAAGAAAAAGGAGUUGUCAGCUUCACAGUUUUACAGGGAGCAAGGAGAGCUCCCUGAAGAUGUUUUGGUGAAUCCACAGCUACGUACCUACCUGACCGAGGAGGUCCUGGAACGCGGCGGUCAGAGUACCUUUCAUGAUGAUGAACGCGAGAAACGUUGGGGAAGCAGUAGUAGAGAUGAUACUGCGGAGCAUUUUUCAAGGACGCUAUCUAUAUCCAGUCAGGGCUCACAUGACACUGGCUCGGGUAUGUGGCCCCAGGAUCACCUGCAAACGUCUUCUCUGGAUCUUUCAGGAACCUUGCAGCAUUCGGGUAACCUGAGUCUAGCUGAGCGAGUGGAGAGGAACAGACAGGAGCUGAGGUCUAAAUUACACAAACCAGAAGGUCUCAGUGUGGAGACACAGCAUGGACCCACACCAAAACGUGACAGCUGGAUGACUCACGUGGAAGCAGAUGGCGACUCAGGUGUUUCUCUACCAGUUUCAGAAAGCUGCGGGGAGCUGAGCGUCCGUCACGAACAGGCCAAGCAGCUGUUGCACAGAGCACGGAUGAAAGCCAAAGGAGCCAGUCCACUGCGAGCCUCACACUGUGUGUCCAUUCACUCGCACUCACAGCCUCCACUCAGACGCAGCCGUUGUGCUUCUGGUGCUGCCACGGAUGGGGGGUCUCUGAGUGACAGCUCCAGCAGUGACUAUUGUUCGUGGAAUCGAGGAUCUCGUGGAACGUCGCCCUCCCACGUGCGUUUCCAAGAUGAGUCAGAACGAGAGGCAGAGGAGCGUUACCGAGAACGCCAGCAACAGGGUCCGCAGUCACCCUCUGCAAACGCUACCCCACCUCUUAUGCGACAGUCCAGUGGUCAUGUUUCCGGGACCCAGCACCUGUCACCAUCUGGUAAUGAACAUUGUGGAACUUGUGGCUCCUACCUAAAUGGAUCAGGAGCCAAUCAGGUUCCAGGAGGUACCCCCCAACGCACAAGUGGUCGGAAUAUUCAGAUGGGCUUAAGAAUCACUCAGGAGGGCCCUCUCAGUUGUCCCUUAGGGACUAAACCCUCUCCUCACUGGAUUCUUCCAUCGCAGCCAUGGAGAAUACAUACGGAGCUGAUCCGCGAGACACAUAUCGGAGAGGAUUCCACUGCAAACUCCUCAGAGGAAGAGGACGCUAUCCGGAGCCAAAGUAAAAAUAGUCCUCAUUGUGCUGCCAGAAGAAAUUCUCGGAACACACCUUUAAGUGCAUCUCCUAGACUUGGUUACACACCGUAUACUCCACACCAAGAAAUCGAAACCAGUAUUAGCAGCUUAAAGCCAGUGACCGAAAAUAGAAUGAAUGAACAUCCAUCUAUGAUAGGAAGAGCAACACAAAACCCACCGCCUUGGAAGCCAGGUCCAUCGGGCAAAACAUCAGAAUCAAAUCUAGAAUCCCAGACUAAUACAAGAUCAAAUCAUAGGAAUCAAACUGUGUCUCAGGACGUUGACUGUAGAUCAGAAAUAAAGCCUGUAGGGGUAGCUAUAAAUUCCAGGAAAGAACUCAGUAUGUUAAAUCCAAAAAAUGGAAAUACUUUGUUAAACACAGAUGCUAGAGAAUGUACAAACAUUGGGAAAAUACAAACUUUAAACACAGCCUCUUGUACAGAACAGAUAUUUACUUCACUGGGUGUUGGUUCUGCUCAUGGUAACCUAACAGUCUCUGGCCAUAAUUAA
Messenger RNA from Spea bombifrons (plains spadefoot toad), 1984 nucleotides. RefSeq lists its product as uncharacterized. NCBI's taxonomy places the organism in Eukaryota, Metazoa, Chordata, Amphibia, Anura, Pelobatidae. Bases 80 to 1984 code for a protein of 634 amino acids. The transcript has 6 exons. The record is from RefSeq and is a predicted model, not a curated record.